Rotaria sp. Silwood2 is the source of this 621-nucleotide messenger RNA. The record is from the annotation of a GenBank genome assembly. NCBI's taxonomy places the organism in Eukaryota, Metazoa, Rotifera, Eurotatoria, Philodinida, Philodinidae.
AUGAAUUCUAAUAAUAAUUCCUCAUCAUUUAUUGAACAUUCAUUUCGUCGACUUUCUCUUCUAAUUCAUCAACAAGAUGUUCUUAAUAGUACUGCAUCGAUUUCUACAAAUAAGGCAACUGAACAAUCAAUCAAUACAUCAUUAUUAGUAAAUAAUAAGAAAAAUAAUCUUAAUAAUAAUGAUAUAUUAUCAUUAUCAUCAAAAGUCCAACCUCAACAACAAUCGAUUGGUGACAAAUCAAAUAACUCAAUCGAAACAAUGGUAAAAGUUAAACCAAUACCAAGAACAAAUCGUAUUUUUAUGCGUCCACCUAAAAGUCGAACAAUUAUUUCAUAUCGUUCAUCACCAUCACAAUGUUUUGAUCGAUCAGAAAAUUCUUUUAAUUAUUCAUUGAAUUCUUCAUGUUCACCUUCUUUGACACAAGAAAAAUCGAAUAUAUUACCAAUUCAUAUGCCUUGUGAACGAAGUUUAUAUGAUAUUAAAUUUGAAAGAGAUCAACAAAAUGAUAUACGUGAAAAAUACAAUAUUCCUCAACCAUUUCAACGAAAAUGGUUACGACAACCUCGUUAUAUACCUCAAGAACGACCUAAUUUUGGUCAAAUUCAACAGUCACAAAAUUAG